Caenorhabditis angaria is the source of this 1757-nucleotide messenger RNA. Lineage: Eukaryota; Metazoa; Nematoda; Chromadorea; Rhabditida; Rhabditidae. The record is from the annotation of a GenBank genome assembly.
AUGUCGGGUGAGUUUUUAUACCAUGAAAUAACAAUUCAUGAUUGUUUUGCAGACGCCGUAAAACAAAUCACCAAUGUUAUCCAAUUAUACGAAAAUAAUUUCAACAAAUUGGAUAUAUCAAAUUUCGCACAAAUUGCACAUGUUGGAGCAAUUGUAGCUAGAAUAAGAUCGGGAAUUCAAUUAGAAAACGAAGUAAUCGAUAAGUUAAGAGAAUUGGAAAAACAGAUUGCUAUAUAUUCUAGAAAAAUGGACAAGCAUUUUGAUCAAGUUAAAGAGCUUAUGGGCAAGAAUAGUUUCUAUGCGGAAGUUGCGAUGAAUGCACCAAUGCUUAUGAAACUAAUGCGUGAUACAUUGAGUCAACCAAUUCAAGAUAGUGUCAAUAUUUUUGAGGAUGCUUCUAAAAGACAACCACCAUUGCGUGAUGCAUAUGUGAGUAGGGAACACCGGUGGGAAAAGAUACCGUAAAAGUGUUUUACAGUAAAGAAAUCCUAAAAAUCGUGAAAUUUGUUAUACGUCAAAACAGUGAAAUGUAAAAAAUGUUAACGUAUACAAAAGUUCCGUUAAGUGAAAAAGUAAAUUUUCACGAGUACAUUUAAUUUUUUUCAAAAUCGAUAUUUUCAGAAACUGAUCAGUCUCAUCGAGCAAAAAUCAACAAACCCGCUGAGAAAAGCCAUGGCUGCAGAAUCUUUGCCAUCAAGAAGCACAUUUAACAAAUGGCAUGAUAAUAUCAUGCGUGUUAUUGGGGAAUUUGUAAGUUUCGCUUAGCUCAUACAUAAUCAUACUUAUUUUAAAUUUAGUAUAUUCUCGAACUGUACAUAAAUGGUCUUUUGUGGGAUGCAGAUAUGUAUGGACCGAAUCAAUUGAAAUCUAGAAUUGAGACAUUGCAAAACGAUGUAGAAAAUUGGCGAAUUGAUUAUGAGAAUAAAGUGGUUUGGCCGGAAAAGACGAGAGCGGUGAUUGAGAAAAUACAAGAUGUUGGGACGAAUUUUGGGAAGCAGGACACGUUAGAAAAAACCUUUGACGAUAUUCUAACUACGUAAGAAGGGGACAUCCUAGAUUAAGAAAGGGUUCCUGAUCUUGGCAGAUUCGUUUAAAAGUAGUCUGAAAGCCCUUCUUAAAAGGUUCAGGCAAUUGUACGUUAAAAAUGGUUUUUUAACGUUUACCUAUUUUUACCAUAAAAUACAUUUUACGACUUUACGCUGGGGGGGGGUACCCCAGAUUGAAGACCGGGUUUCUAACCUUUUCAGAAGCCUUCAAAGCCUCUCAAAUCCCUUAACUACUCUUUCUUAAAACACAUCAUUACAGUGACAUAUUCUACAUUCAAGUGUACAAUCAAUGUAGCGAUUCUAACAGGCAUAAUUUUCAUUCGGACCCUUCUCAAACAAUUAUUUCCUGCCGUCGUGGUGGAUGUUGUGUGGUUGUAUAUCGAAGUAGACAUGCGAAAAUUACUAGGUUUGCCUUGAACCCCUGAAGAUAGACCUAAAAUGAUAAUCACAAUUUUCAGAGAUGGGACAUCAAGUUCAAAUAUUCGUGAAAAAUGCAAACAUAUACUGCAAAUUCGAGCAAAUAUCGAUAGAUUGCUUCAAAUUUUCCCGGAUUCUACGGAAAUUCUAUCAUUGAAUAUUGCAUUUUUGGACUAUGAAGAUAUUAUUGAGGAUUAUAAGGGAAAUAUUUCUAUGGGUGGAAUUGAGAAGAUCCCGAGUGAUGAAUUCAUGAAAAAAUAUUGGAAAUUGAUGGAGUUGAUCGCAUUUUCUUGA